AACUGUUAUACAAGAUAUGCCGUCCAUAUUAAGGACUUGUUUUUUUCCUAUACAAACUCUAUGCCGAUUCUCAAUGGCAUUGAGCUAACGGUGCCAAAGGAUCGUAUAUACGGGCUGUUGGGUCCCAGCGGUUGCGGCAAAACGACAUUAUUGAAGUGUAUAUUGGGUCGACUGAGACCUAAUAGUGGCGACAUUAGUAUAUUUGGCGGUACACCUCAUGAAUGUCGUAUACCCGGCGCUGGUGUCGGUUAUAUGCCACAGGAGUUGGCCCUCUAUUAUGACUUUACCAUCGAAGAGUUGCUCAUAUAUUUUGGCCGUAUAUUUGCUAUGAAUAGACAGGAAAUGGUCAUAAAAAUCGAUGAACUAAUCCAGUUAUUACAGUUGCCAAAGAAAAAUACAUUAAUUGGCAAGAUAUCUGGUGGCCAACAGCGGCGGACAUCGUUGGCCUGCGCUCUCAUUCAUUGUCCACCGUUGCUUAUACUGGACGAACCGACUGUCGGUACCGAUCCGCUACUUCGCCAGACAAUAUGGUAUCAUUUGCUCGGGUUGUGCCAGUCGGGUCUGACCAUCAUAUUGACCACACAUUAUAUAGAGGAGGCACGCAGUGCCGAUACCGUGGCCUUUAUGCGAAACGGCAAAAUACUGGCCGAAGACAGUCCGAACCGAUUGCUACAGAAGUAUUCRUCGAAGACUAGUCUGGAGGAAGUGUUUCUMCAGUUGUGUCAUUUGGAUAGCGACGGCUGCGGCGGCGGUGGUAGUGGUGGUGGCGGCAAACGUGCCGCUGUCGUGACCGCUGCUAACGAGUCGGCAACGGCUGCUGCGGCUGCGGCAAUGGAUGACACCAUGAAGUUGUCAAUGAUUACUGCUAAGACAUCAUCGUCAUCCGCACAGGUAAUUGGCGGCCAGUUAUCUGUCGACGACAAUCCAAAAACAUCGUUAGACGGAACUAUUACCGAUAUUGACGACCUGAGUUCAAAGUCGUCGUCGUUUUUGACCAACAAUACCGAUAAUAAUAAUACGACAACCAAAACGGUCAGCGGCGACGGCGAUAUAACUAUUAGUGGCAGCGGUAGCGGUGCUGUUGUCCUUACAAUCGGUAGUUCGGCGACAACAACAAUAAACCCAAAGACUAUGACAACCAUUAAUACUACGGCUGUCGACGACGACAACCACUGCAACAGUGUUUACGUGAAGAUAGUGGACGACGACGACAACAACUACAACGACAAUAGCAACUGUCAGACAGUGGACAGUGAGCUCAGACAUCGAUCAUCAUCAAAGUCGGCUACCGUUGAAACCGGUGGCGGCGGCGGUUGCGGUGAUUGUUCGGAAAAGUUGUUGUUGACAACAACUACCGACACAACAACAGCAACAACGACAACGGUUCGGAUCAAGAAUUCUCGUUUUACCGGCCGAUGUUGGGCACUGUUGGCCAAAAAUUUUCGCCGUUUGAGCCGCAAUUGGGGUCAACUGGUAUUUUUUAUAAUACUACCCGCUCUCGAACUGGCCUUACUGUUGGUCAGCAUCAGUAGCGGUCCUAUUGGCCUGGAUUUGGCCGUUUUCGACGAGGAACGGGUCAACAAUCGGACAGCGGCCAGUAAUAAUUGGGGCAAACUAUUCAUCGACUGUCUGGACGAUAAUCGGACAUUCAAUAUACGCUAUUUCGAUACGUUUGACGCCGCCUAUCACUCCGUACAAAGUGGUCAGUCGUAUGCAUUGAUCGAUAUUAACGAACGCUUUUCGAAAGCCUUGCGGUUGCGGUACGUCUACGGCAACGAUGUCGACGAAGAAACCGUCAGCGAAAGUCAAAUACGUGUUCACAUUGAUUGGUCUAAUCAGGCAUUGGGCGCACAAAUUGAGCGCAUAUUUUACGAAGCAAUCAAACGAUUUGCCGAAGCCGUGGCCAUCCGAUCCCAGGCCAAUCCCGAGUCAAUUAAGAUACCGUUGGCUUUUGAGCGGCCAGUUUACGGCAGUCGGGACGAAUCGAUGCGCGACUAUGUACUGCCCGGCUGCUAUGUAUUGCUAGCAUUUUUCGCUACCAGUGCCGUCACCGGUCAUCUAAUAAUGGAUGAACGCAGGGACGGCCUACUCGAACGUAGUCUAGUGGCCGGUAUUACCGCAUUUGAGUUUCUACUAUCGCAUACCUUAACCCAAUUUCUGAUACUAUGCCUACAAAUUGCAUUCAUGCUACUGAUGCCGUUCCUCCUGUUUCAUCGUCAGCUAACUGGGCCCCUGUGGGUACUCAUAGCCCUGGCCCUGUCCCAGGGGUUUUGCGGUAUAGCUUUCGGUCUAAUGAUUUCGGCCCUGUGUUCCGAUAUUAUCUAUGCGGCAAUGUUUGUGAUUUGUAUGUUUUUUGUUAGCAUUAUCAUUGGUGGGUGUUUCUGGCCCAUCGAAAACAUGCCCCUCUGGUUAAGAUACUGGAGCUAUUUGAUGCCGUCGACAAUACCCAUACAGUCGAUGCGUGCCAUACUGUUCAGGGAGUGGACAGUCGACUAUUUUCAAGUCUAUAUCGGUUUUAUUGUUACCUAUGUUUGGUUCGCUGUCUUUGUUAUAGUGGCUCUGAUUUUUCUUCGACGAAGUCUUUAA
This is a messenger RNA of Oppia nitens, 2586 nucleotides long. RefSeq names its product ABC transporter G family member 20-like. The record is from RefSeq and is a predicted model, not a curated record. The transcript is spliced from 3 exons. The coding region runs from base 61 to 2586 and encodes 841 amino acids. Gene Ontology annotation, cellular component: membrane. Gene Ontology annotation, molecular function: ABC-type transporter activity; ATP hydrolysis activity; ATP binding. NCBI's taxonomy places the organism in Eukaryota, Metazoa, Arthropoda, Arachnida, Sarcoptiformes, Oppiidae.